Messenger RNA from Ornithorhynchus anatinus (platypus), 1756 nucleotides. It is a transcript of the gene PCOLCE2, whose product is annotated as procollagen C-endopeptidase enhancer 2. The record is from RefSeq and is a predicted model, not a curated record. Lineage: Eukaryota; Metazoa; Chordata; Mammalia; Monotremata; Ornithorhynchidae. The coding region runs from base 83 to 1348 and encodes 421 amino acids. Gene Ontology annotation, molecular function: protein binding. The transcript has 9 exons.
GAGGAGCGGCGGUGCAGCCCCCGCCCGCCUGUCCCCGUCCCUGCGCCAGUGCGGGCGUCCUGCCGCCCCGCCAGCCCCAGAAAUGCCCCGUGUCCGCCGCCUCCUCGCCCUGCUGCUCGCCCUCCUGCCCGCCCUGCCGCCCCCCGCAGCCCCCGCAGCCCCCCGCCACCUCCCGACACACAGACCGGCUUUCACGUGCGGCGGCGUACUGUCCGGAGAGACCGGGUUUCUUGGCAGCGAGGGCUUCCCCGGAGUCUACCCUCCCAACAGCAAGUGCACCUGGAAGAUCACAGUUCCUGAGGGGAAAGUCGUCGUCCUUUCCUUCCGCUUCAUCGACCUGGAGAGUGACAACCUGUGCCGCUAUGACUUCGUGGACGUGUACAACGGCCACGCCAACGGGCAGCGCAUCGGCCGCUUCUGCGGCACGUUCAGGCCCGGCGCACUGGUGUCCAGUACCAACAAGAUGCUGGUGCAGAUGAUUUCGGACGCCAACACGGCCGGGAGUGGAUUCAUGGCCAUGUUCUCCGCCGCAGAACCGGACCGGAGAGGAGACCAGUAUUGUGGAGGGAGACUAGACAAACCUACAGGCUCCCUGAAAACCCCUAACUGGCCGGAUCGAGAUUACCCCGCGGGGGUCUCUUGCUUGUGGCACAUCGUAGCCCCCAAGAAUCAGCUCAUAGAGCUCAGGUUUGAGAAGUUCGACGUGGAGAGAGACAACUACUGCAGGUACGACUACGUGGCCGUGUUCAACGGAGGGGAGGUGGAUGACGCCCAGAGAAUCGGCAAGUUCUGCGGAGACAGCCCGCCAGCACCCAUCGUAUCUGAGCGAAAUGAACUUCUCAUUCAAUUCUUAUCCGACUUGAGUUUAACUGCUGAUGGCUUCAUUGGUCAUUACAAAUUCCGGCCCAAGAAAUUACCUACAACCCCAGCAGCGCCUGUCACAACUCCUGUCCCUACCACCACAAGUUUGAAGCCUACCGUGCCCCUUUGUCAGCAGAAGUGCAGGCGCCGAGGGACCCUGGAGAGUAAUUACUGUUCCAGUAAUUUUGUGCUGGCAGGAACCGUGAUCUCCACAGUCCCACGAGGGACCAGCCUGCAGGCGACUGUGUCAAUCAUUAACGUGCACAAAGCGGGGAACCUGGCCAUCCAGCAGGCGGGCAAGAAUAUGAGCGCCAAGAUCAUCGUGGUCUGUAAGCAGUGCCCCCUCCUUCGGAGAGGCCUGAAUUACAUUAUCAUGGGCCAGGUGGAUGAAGAGGGCCGAGGGAAAGUUUUGCCAAGCAGCUUCAUCAUGAAUUUCAAGAUGAAGAAUCAGAAGCUCCUGAACGCCUUGAAUAACAAGCAGUGUUGAAGGCGAACUCUCCAAAAGCACCACACUCCGUAGAAGUAACCAGCUCAGUGAACCGUCGCGCGAUCUGACGAGAUCAAGCCGUUGGCCACGAUGGAAGCAUCUAUAGCUGCUAUUUACCCAGAGGGCAUCCAGGAGCGAAGAGCUCCCUCCGAUAAGCCACGCGAUCUAUUGCAGUUACCAUCCGAAAAGGCCGUAUACCACCCUCCCCCCGGCUACUUGGAAACUGUUAAUUUAUACAUCUCUGGAAAAGGAUUUCUUUAAGAAAUGAGUUGUGUGAAGAUGUAAAAAGGAAAUUUCUAAGUGCAAUAUUUAUACUGAAUUUCAUUUUCACGUUCAGCAUUUGCUCAGAAUGUUGUUACACGGCGCCCGCAUUUUUAGCGAUGCUUAAUAAAAUAUUUUAAGACAUUG